Messenger RNA from Symbiodinium sp. CCMP2456, 512 nucleotides. The record is from the annotation of a GenBank genome assembly. NCBI's taxonomy places the organism in Eukaryota, Dinophyceae, Suessiales, Symbiodiniaceae.
GCGGAGGAGGAGAGCCCACUGCUCCAGGAAGUGCACAGUCUCUGCGCUGCCGCGAGGCAAGCGCCGGCAGCACCGCCGCCGCUGGCAGCCACGGCUGCUGCCAAGGCCGAGGACCCAGAGCGUCAUCUCGCCAGACGUCGAGCGCAGGCUCUUGCCUCGCGGCCGUCGGGUCAGGGGCGCCGGGUGCCAACGAGCCGUGCCGUCUCGGAGACCGCUUCAGAGGCAGGUGAGUCAGAUGCGACGAGCCUGGUGUGUGUCGCAGAGGCGAAGGACUACAACGCCUUGGCCCGCACUGCGCAGCACGUCGGCUUGCAACGAUUGACUUCGGCUUCGACGAAGCUGCCGGCGAAGAAGGUGGCCGGCUGGCCGGACAUGUCCCUGGCAGAGACAUCGGUGGGACCCGAGAUGUCGCAGGAGCUCUCAACUGACGAGUUCUCUCAGGAGAUGACCUCCAUCGGCUUGCAGGAUCCGACCCAGGAGUUCUCCGUGCUGACGGUGGGGAGCAGCGGUUU